UAUAAACGAGGAGCGUCUACACUGACCGAUCAAAAAUGAAAAUCAAAUAAAAGAACAAGCAGGCAGCCAACUGUUGGAUAUUUUUUUGAUUCAAAAUCAGCCGUUAGAUCAAUCCUCCUAUAUAUACCUAUAAGAAAUUCCCUCUCUCCUCUUUAAUCUUCUCUAGUUCCCUUUGGCUGCCUGCUCUCUAGCGUGAUUUGGAAGCCAUCGCUCAGAAUAAAAGAAAUUAGAUGGAUCCAGACGCAGUAGCCAAGGCGUUCGUCGACCACUACUACUCGACAUUCGAUUCGAACCGGGCUGGUCUAGCCAAUCUCUACCAGGAUGGUUCCAUGUUGACCUUCGAAGGUCAAAAGAUCCUAGGCUCUCAGAACAUCGUGGCUAAGCUCGUUGGCCUUCCUUUCCAGCAGUGCCAGCACAAUAUCACCACCGUCGAUUGCCAGCCUUCCGGCGCUGGUGGUGUGCUCGUCUUCGUCAGUGGUACCCUCCAACUCGCCGGCGAACAGCAUGCUCUCAAGUUCAGCCAGAUGUUUCAUUUGAUGCCAACAGCACAGGGAAGCUUCUAUGUGUUGAAUGACAUAUUCAGGUUGAACUACACGUGAAGACACAAUCACUGUGAUUAAUCAAGGGAUGGGAAUACAAUGUCAAGGAUUUAAAAAAAAAAAAGUUUAUCUCUGUGUUCAGUUUUAGGCAUUUUAAAUGAAAAAUGGAAAAUUGUUUUUGGGUUGAUUAUGUUUCAUGUUUCGUUAUGAUUUCCUAUGCCUCCAUAUUUCAGAGUCUUCUUUGUUGUGAUUGGUUGAGUUGGUGAAGAUGCUAUCUUAUGAAUCGAUUAAAGACUUGUUUUAGUUAAA
Durio zibethinus is the source of this 848-nucleotide messenger RNA. RefSeq names its product nuclear transport factor 2A-like. The record is from RefSeq and is a predicted model, not a curated record. Gene Ontology annotation, biological process: nucleocytoplasmic transport. Lineage: Eukaryota; Viridiplantae; Streptophyta; Magnoliopsida; Malvales; Malvaceae.